AUGGAUUCGGCUUCUCUCCUCCUCCUCCUCCUCCUCCUCCCGUCGCCGUGGGGCUGCAGCGGGCGCCCUGCUGACAGGCUGGCAGUGAUGCCGCAGCAGCCGGUGGUGCCCUACGGGGGCUCGGCACAGCUGAAUUGCUCCCUGGCCUGUGCCGGGGGCACGGUGCAGUGGAAGGGGCUGGACACCAGCCUGGGCAGCAUCACCUCCUUCCCCACCCACAGCAUCCUGCACAUCAGCAACGCCAGGGUGGCCACAGAGGGCACCAAGAUCUGCCAGGGGACGUGCCAAGGGCAGUUCUACCAGCGUACUGUGCACCUGAAGGUCUAUGCGCUCCCGGACGUGCUGCAGCUGGUGCCAGAGCCAAGCGCCCUGCAGCCAGGGCAGCCGGGCAGCCUGCGCUGCUCGGCCCAGGGGAUCUACCCAGUGGUGGGGCUGGGGCUCACCUGGUACCAGGGGGACCAGGUGCUGGAGGAAGCUGACCUGGAUCCCAUGGAGACUGAUGAGAUGCUGUUCGACGUCGACUCCACGCUGUCAGUGCCGGGGGAGAAGGUGGAGGAAGGGGCAGAGUUCAGGUGUGAGGUGAAGCUGAGCAUUGGGCAGGAGACCUUCACCCGGGUGGCAUCUGUGGCCGUGAGCACUGCGGAUGUGAUGGAGCACCCAGCGGCCAUGGCCGUCUCCCCUGAGACCCCCGGGACAGUGCCAGCUACGACAGAGAGCCCCAGCACAGCACAGCCCGUGACCACCACAGCGCUGCCCCCAGAGCCAACCACGAUCUCCACGCACGAUCUCACCACAGCCCUCACCGCCACACGGGAGCCCAGCACCGAGACCAAACCCCACUCCACAGAGCACCCUGCUCCCCAGGACCUCAGCACAGGCAGCCCCACGGCACAUUUGGCCACCGCCACCACAAGCCCUGGCUCCAGCACGGCGACUGCCCCAGCGGAGGCACCGGGGACAGCGGUGGAGAGCACCGGCUGGGGCACGCCGCCGGCGGAGGAGGGGACAGGGACAUCGGAGGGGACAGCGCCUGCCUGCAGCCUGCAGAUCUGGUCGCUGCCUCCCAACGGCACAAAAGGCAGGGCCCUGCGCAUCGAGUGCCACGCCCGGUGUGCCGGGAACGUCACCGUCGGCUGGCUGCAGACCCCCGUGGCCCUCUCGCAGUACCGGCAGGAGGUGGUGGGCGGCAGCUCCACGCUGCGCCUGGACCGCGCCGAGCCCCAGCACCAGGGCUCCUACCGGUGUGUCCUGCUUGGCCACCGCUCCCAGGUGGUCAGUCUGCAGCUGAUGGUCUUGGAUGAUUCAUUCAGCACAGUCCCUGCCAUUGCCACGGGGACAACGAUCUCACUGUUGGGUCUGGUCGUGACCAGUGCCGUGUCUCACCACCUGUGGAAACGAGUCAGGUCUCGCUACGAGCUGCACUAG
Messenger RNA from Dryobates pubescens (Downy woodpecker), 1425 nucleotides. RefSeq names its product mucosal vascular addressin cell adhesion molecule 1 (gene MADCAM1). NCBI's taxonomy places the organism in Eukaryota, Metazoa, Chordata, Aves, Piciformes, Picidae. Gene Ontology annotation, biological process: heterotypic cell-cell adhesion; positive regulation of lymphocyte migration; leukocyte tethering or rolling. The record is from RefSeq and is a predicted model, not a curated record. Gene Ontology annotation, cellular component: membrane. The coding region runs from base 1 to 1425 and encodes 474 amino acids. The transcript is spliced from 5 exons. Gene Ontology annotation, molecular function: integrin binding involved in cell-matrix adhesion.